CAGGUCAGACUGGACAGGUGAGUUUCGCCUACCUGAGGCGUCACUGCUCUCAGAUCAGUAGUUUUCUUUUGGUUCGACUGUGUUAACCUGUAGUUCUUCUCAAUGUCUGACCUGAGAUCAGUGUGAGAGUGAGGACAAACAGACAAACAGUCAGGAAGGAUGUAGCUGCUUUUAAUCACAGAAACCGACGAAGAAGCACCAGCAGUGUCACAAAGCCUAGGUCCAGAUGUCUUCAGGAGGCGGAGCUUCCAGGUUUGACCGGGUGAGGGAGUACCCAAUCUAUGACCAGGUCCCUGUUGGUUCCUUAUGGAGGGACCAGGACUUCCCUCCGCCCCCGUUGCCUUCACACGGUCCACUCCCUGCUGUCAGCUUAGACCCCCUCCCCCCUCCCCCUCUACCUGAUGAUCCAGCUGUAGGUCCUGACUCCUUCUAUCCCCCCAGUGAUGGCAAGCCGGCGGAGGGUGACAUCGAUGCCAUGGACAUCAAGCCUGUCCGCCGCUUCAUCCCCGACUCUGUCAAGAACUUCUUCCGUGGAAACAGUGGGAACAGCGCCAGCAAGGGCUGGACCAUCCCCCCUUCAGCUGCCCCUGACUCCCCCGCCCCUUCCUCCAGGAACAGCACCCCCUGUAAAACAACAUCAGGAGUCCCCUGCUCCCCUCCCCACUCUGCGCCGCCCUCUCCAUCCCUCCCUGGCUCCUUCAGGGACCCGUUCGGCGGCUCUGGAGGCAGCUACACCUCCCAGAAGGAGCGGGACGGGCUGCUUCUGGGAGCCGAGGCAAUCGAAUCUGCCUCCGCCGUUCCUACUAACCUGUCAGCCCUCACCUACCAGGAGAGGGUGGAGGAGUACCACUUGCGCUAUGCCUACAUGAAGUCAUGGGCGGGGCUUCUGAGGAUCCUGGGCUGCGUGCAGCUGCUCUUGGGGGCCGCCGUGUUUGCCUGCGUCUGUGCCUACGUUCAUAAGGACAAUGAGUGGUUCAAUAUGUUCGGCUACUCUCAGCCCCAGCUGUUUGGAGGACUGGGUGGAGGAGCUGGAGCGUAUGGAUCCGGUGGCGGGUACUACACAGGCCCUAAGACUCCAUUUGUGCUGGUGGUGGCUGGUCUGGCGUGGAUUGUAACCGUCAUCCUGGUAGUUCUGGGGAUGAGCAUGUACUACAGAGCCAUCCUGCUGGACUCGUCCUGGUGGCCGUUCACAGAGUGCUCCAUCAACCUGGUGUUGGCAGUGCUCUACCUGUCUGCAGGGAUUGUUUAUGUGAGGGACACCACCCGAGGGGGGCUCUGCUCCAUGCCCGUCUUCAAUAACGGAAUUAACGGAGCGUUCUGUCGCACUGAGGCUGGGCAGACGGCGGCCAUCGUCUUCAUCUUCAUCACCAUGGUGCUGUACUUCAUCAGUGCAGGCGUGUGUCUUAAGCUGUGGAGGCACGAGGCGUCCAGGAUGAGGAAGGAGGCGCUCGCACAGGAGAUGAACACUAUCGGAUCGUCGGUCCCUCUGUCCAUACUGGGUCCAGGCUCCAGGUUCUCAGAGCAGACCCCCCUCCCCACAAUCCAGCCCGACAUCAUGGACGACGCUAACAGCUCUAUAGCCGUUCCCCUGAUGGCGCCAGAGAUCCUCCGAGGUCACAUCCCCGCUGGUCACAUCCCCAAACCUGUCGUCAUAGCCGACUAUGUGGAUAAGUACCGCGCCAUACGCUCCGACGAGCAGAGGGACCAGUACCGAGCCGUGUUCAACGACCAGUACGCAGAGUACAAGGAGCUUCAUGCCGAGGUCCAGGUUAUGAGCAAGAAGUUUGAAGAGAUGGACGAGAUGCUGCAGAACCUCGCCGCUCAGCCCUCCAGUCAGAUGGAGAAGGAGCGGAUUAAAGGCCUUUUUAUGGAAUAUCAAAGAAAGAAAGCAGAUCCAACAUAUGUGGAGAAAAGGGAAAGGUGUGAGUACCUGAAGAGCAAACUGUCUCAUAUCAAACAGAAGAUUCAGGAGUACAACAAGGUUGCAGACUGGGACGACAACAACGUAAAGUUCCAGUUUCAUGUCAUCAUGCCUAGAAACUCCCAACCCUACAGGUCGAGUGGCGGCAAACAUCACAGCAGCAGACACCGACACAGCGAGUUUGUGUCUAACCCCGCCUUCUCCUACUACUCCGGAGAGAAUCUUUUGCACUACUACCGCUGGACGUCUCCCCCUGGUGUGAUGAAGAUACUGUGCAUUAUCAUCAUCAUCAUGUGUGUGGCUGUGUUUGCGUGUGUGGCCUCCACGCUUGCCUGGGAUUAUGACAUGGGCCUGAUGGGUCUUGGUGGCGGAGGCGGCCUGCUUCCUGGUUACGGCAGUGGCGGCUCGUUUGGCAGCGGAUCAUUUGGCGGCUCUUACGGCGGCACUUAUGGUGGUUCGUACGGCGGGUCUGGAGGUGGUUCUGGUUAUGGUUACGGAGGAUCACAGAUCGAUCCAAAGACUGGAAAAGGUUUCAUUAUCGCCAUCACCGGCAUCACCUUCAUCGCUGUACUCAUCAUCUUCGUCUUGGUCGUUUCCAAGCAAAAUGCUGCCCAGUCACCAAAGUUCUAUCUAGCCGCCAUUGUGAUCUGCGCCAUCCUGGCGUUUCUCAUGAUCAUUGCCACCAUCGUGUACCUGGUGGCCGUGAACCCGACCUCUCAGUCCACAGGCACCAACUACUACAACCCGAUGAUCCAGAUGUGUGCCCAGUUCCAGAGCCAGACCCAGGCCCAGGCCCAGGCCCAGGCCCAGGGCAACUUCUUCAACAAGUACCUGUACCACUACUGCGUGGUCGAGCCACAGGAGGCCGUAGCCAUCGUCCUGGGCUUCCUGGUGUGUGUGGCUCUCAUCAUCCUGCUGGUGUUCGCAGUGAAAACUCGCAACCAAUUAAGGCGCUACGGCCGGGAACGCGUCCUGUGGGAGGAGGUGAAGGUCAUCAGUUCAGUUCCCCACAACAGCAUCGGAGAGUGGGUGAGUAAAGUGUCUGGUGACCCUGAGGUGCCUUUGAACGCCCCUAAUCCUCAUGUCGGGGGGUCCAGAGACUUUCUGAACCAGCUGGACAACAACAAACCUCUCUACCUGCCGGGAGACUCCGAUAUCAGCAGCUCUGUUGGCUUCCUGAAGCCCACACUGAGGGACUAUGACCCCGGCAUGGAGUCUGGAGACGACCUGGAGGAGGAGGAGGACUUCAGUGUUUUGUUUCCUUCCAUCGUGGAUGAACAAGAGCGUCUGAACUACAAACGCGAGUUUGAUCAGGACCAUCAGGAGUACAAGAGUCUGCAGGCCGAGCUGGACGGCAUAAACCAGGACCUGGCAGUGCUGGACCGGGAGCUGGACCGACACGCAGAGGGGAGUCCUCAGUUUCUGGAUGCCAUGGAUGAAUACACCAAACUGAAGAAUCUCAAGAAGUCCCCACAUUACGAGAUUAAGAAGAAGAGGUGUAAAUAUCUCCGUUCCAAACUGUCGCACAUCAAGAGGAAGAUCAGCGAGUUCGACCGCCGACGUUGAACCCUCACCUCACACAAGCCUUCAGCUUCUCACCCCGCUGUCUGAGAAACUGUUGUUUGUUUUCUGAAUCAAGCCCAUCAGAUGAACUGUUUUCCCUAAGAGAGGGCGUGAAGGAAGUGUGGAUUAUUUUUUUAAAUUGUCUCUGAUUAAUUCUUCAAGCCUCUGUGAGUUAUGUGCAGACACAUGUGGGUGUAAAAAUGUAUUUUAUUUGUUUCUUUUAUGAAGUGAAGUGAGAGAGGUGAUGUGUGAUGCUUUAUUUUAGUACUUUGAUGAAGCGCUUUUUGUGCUUCUUUUAUUGCUUUUUAUAAAAAACAUGUGGCCGUUUCAUGUAUGAAGGCACAGCUAAGAGGAGACAUGAAUCUGCAUUGGAAGGAAACCGACCAGCUUGUAAAUAAUGUUUAUUUUAAGCUUUUGAAAACUGUUUGAGAACUGUUUUCUGUAAAUGUGAAACCUCUCUGACCUUUAAUUGUUUCUCACUGUAUAUUCUUCUCAUGAUGGAUAUUAAAUUCUCAUCUCUCUUUUCUACAUCUCUCAAAAGCAAAUGAACAACUCCUCUCCAACCGUGUCAACAUAUUUUAUUGUAAAGCUUUUCUACAUAUUGAGAUCAUACCUGUUGUUUUUUUUCAUCUAAAUUGAUGAUGUAUAUUUUGGUUUAACUGUUUUAAUAUGAUUUGUUUUGGAGAAAGUAGGUAUAAGCUUUAAAUAAAAACACUUAGCUAUCAA
Molecule: messenger RNA, 4210 nt
Organism: Labrus mixtus (cuckoo wrasse)
Lineage: Eukaryota; Metazoa; Chordata; Actinopteri; Labriformes; Labridae
Gene: marveld2b
Product: MARVEL domain containing 2b
Exons: 15
Coding region: 227-3487 (1086 amino acids)
Biological process (GO): bicellular tight junction assembly
Cellular component (GO): apical plasma membrane; bicellular tight junction; cytoplasmic vesicle
Source: RefSeq, a predicted model, not a curated record